Molecule: messenger RNA, 1189 nt
Organism: Hippopotamus amphibius kiboko
Lineage: Eukaryota; Metazoa; Chordata; Mammalia; Artiodactyla; Hippopotamidae
Gene: LRRC18
Product: leucine rich repeat containing 18
Exons: 3
Coding region: 284-1051 (255 amino acids)
Molecular function (GO): protein binding
Source: RefSeq, a predicted model, not a curated record
AUUUCAUCGGCUAUGAGCUCCAAGAAAGAUCCAUCAUUUCAUUACCAUCAGAAAAAAGACGCCAUUACCAGCAGCGUCCAGUUACCUAAUCAAAGGCUGACGUCAAGAUUAUGUUAACUAAUGCCAGGUCCCAAGUCUCUUGUUGCCUGGUGACAAAGUUUCACAGUUGGAGGAGGAAGAACUAGGAAAACAGGAGUCUAUCUUCUAGCAGUUUCAUGUGACUUUUUCCUCUAACUGAUCACCAAUCAAUCAGAACAACAUACUUCAAACUUACUAAAAGAACAUGGCCAAGGGGGGGAAGGCCCCCAAGGGCAAAAAGAUCACCCUCAAUGUGGCCAAGAAUUGUAUCAAGAUCACAUUCGAUGGGAAGAAACGCCUUGACUUGAGCAAGAUGGGAAUUACCACCUUUCCCAAGUGUAUUCUGCGACUCAAUGAUGUAGAUGAGCUCGACCUUAGCCGGAAUAUGAUCAGAAAGAUUCCUGACUCAAUCUCCAAGUUCCAGAACCUACGAUGGCUGGACUUGCACAGCAACUACAUUGACAAGCUCCCCGAGUCCAUCGGCCAGAUGACCUCUCUGCUCUACCUCAACGUCAGCAACAACAGGCUGACCACCAACGGGCUGCCUGUGGAGCUCAAUCAGCUCAAGAAUAUCCGCACCGUAAAUUUAGGCCUGAACCACCUGGACAGUGUGCCCACCACGCUAGGUGCUCUGAAGGAGCUCCAUGAGGUGGGGCUCCAUGACAACCUGCUAAGCAACAUCCCCAACAGCAUCUCCAAGCUCCCCAAGCUGAAAAAGCUCAACACAAAGCGAAACCCCUUUCCCAAGGCAGAGGAGUCGGACAUGUUCAUAGAUUCCAUCAAGAGGCUGGACAACCUAUAUCUGGUGGAGGAGAAGGAUCUGUGUGGGCCUUGCCUGAGAAAAUGCCAACAGGCCCAGGACAAGCUGAACAAAAUCAAGAGCAUGGCCACGACAGCACCGAGAAGGGCCAUCUUUUCCAGUUUGGUCUCACCCAACUCCAUGGCCAAGGAAUCCCAGGAAGAUUGGAGGUGACCUGGGACCCUGACCCUAAGGCAGGAAGGGAGAAGGGAGGGAGGGGAACAUGACAACAGGCUGCAUCCUCAGAAAACUGAGGGGUUCUUCCAUUACUGCAACAGCUCCUCCAGCCAACCCAUAAAAUGUCUUUCCCUA